AUGACUGUCAACGGACAUAGCAACGGCGUCAAUGGAGCGGGGCCUUCUACGCUCAGCCCACUCCAGGUCGAGCCUUCGUCCGUAGAGGCAGCUCGCAUUUUGCCACAGGCACUCGAGCUCGUCCAAAACUUCAUCGCAUCCGGCGAGCAGCCCGAUACCUACGUCGCACCGUGGGGCAGCAUCCCAGACUUCCGCAAAGCUGUCUCUCUCUCCCUUCCAGACAAGACUGCAUCCGACGAUGCGCUUCUCGACGCCAUCAAGCUUGUUUUCGACAACUCGGUGAACCCGUGGACGGGUCGAUUCUUGGACAAGCUGUAUGCUGCCCCCACGCCUGUCGGUAUCGCAGCGGACCUGGUGCUGAGCGCAGUCAAUGCCAACGCACACGUUAUGUCGGCGUCGCCGGUGCUGAGCUUGGCCGAGGAAAGGUGCGUCGAGGGGCUAUGCGAGCUGUUUGGCUUCACCGAGAAGAAGGCCGAUGGAUUGACGAUGCCUGGUGGCUCGUCGGCGAAUACGCUGGCGGUGCAGACGGCGCUUGCCAAUCUGUUCCCUAAAUUUAGGACACAGGGCAUGCUAGGGGUCAUGCAGCAGUUGACGGAAGAGAAGAGAGCGCCGAGGCCGUUGCUCUUCACCUCAUCGCAAAGUCACUACUCGCUGGACAAGGCAGCCAUCUCUUCCGGGCUCGGACUGGAUUCGGUGGUCAAGGUGGAUUGCGACGACGCCGGUCGCAUGGAUCCAAAGGCUCUCGAUCACGCCUUGACUGCGGCCAAGGAGCAAGGCACGGGAACACCGUUCCUCAUCAACGCCACGUCUGGCACUACCGUGCUGGGCUCCUUCGACCCGCUGCCCGAGCUGUCCGCGGUCGCACGGAAGCACAACUGCUGGCUGCACAUUGACGGCUCUUGGGGUGGGCCAAUCGUGUUCUCGCACCGCCAGACGUACUCUGAUCUGAUGAAGGGCAGUCAUCUGGCCGACUCGAUCACCAUCAAUCCGCACAAGCUGCUCAAUGUGCCGCUGCAAUGCUCUUUCCUGCUGGUGCGAGACGCUGACACGCUCUCGGCCAACAGCUUGGACGCAGCAUACCUGUUCCACUCGAAGGAUCGUCGAGAGAAUGCGGCGAUGAAGACCAUGGGAUGCGGCCGCCGUGGAGAUGCGCUCAAGUUCUGGUUGUACUGGGUCCGUUAUGGAAAGAACGGCUUCGGUGCGCAUGUCGAUGCAGGUUUGGCGCUGGCUAUCGAGCUGGUCGAGUACAUUCGAUCCAAGCCGACAGAGAUCGAAUUGGGACCCCUUGCCGAUCCACUCUUCCUUCAGAUCUGCUUCCGACCGCUUCAACCUGGGCGGGUGGACGACAGCGCCAGCUGGCAGCUGGAUGCGGAAGAGGUCAAGAAGCGAUCAGCGGCGACGCAGCACGUCUACCAGGAGCUCAAGACGAGGAGGAUGUUCGCGGUCGACUUUGCACCUCUGCCAAAUGGAAUUGGAGACUACAUUCGCCUGGUGGUGCACCCAAGGACCAAGAUGGAGGAUCUGAAGACAUUGGUGGAUCAGGUCGCUGAGAUUGGACAAUCGUACUGGAAGCAGCAGGCGUGA
This is a messenger RNA of Kalmanozyma brasiliensis GHG001, 1584 nucleotides long. RefSeq names its product Pyridoxal phosphate-dependent decarboxylase. The record is from RefSeq and is a predicted model, not a curated record. Lineage: Eukaryota; Fungi; Basidiomycota; Ustilaginomycetes; Ustilaginales. The transcript has a single exon. The coding region runs from base 1 to 1584 and encodes 527 amino acids. Gene Ontology annotation, biological process: carboxylic acid metabolic process. Gene Ontology annotation, molecular function: carboxy-lyase activity; pyridoxal phosphate binding. Gene Ontology annotation, cellular component: cytoplasm.